Messenger RNA from Daldinia vernicosa, 987 nucleotides. RefSeq lists its product as uncharacterized. Bases 1 to 987 code for a protein of 328 amino acids. The record is from RefSeq and is a predicted model, not a curated record. Lineage: Eukaryota; Fungi; Ascomycota; Sordariomycetes; Xylariales; Hypoxylaceae. The transcript has a single exon.
AUGGAGGUCUCUCGAAACGCGUCCACGCACGCCUCGUCAUUGAUCGCUUCAAACACGCCGUCUAUCAGUGACAUGCGAAGGACAAGCGCUAAAUUUCAUUCCACAAUUGAAGAGUCAGCCCAUGUUCAGGAGCCCAAACUUCAAGGUAAAAGGCGAUCGGCGUCCGAACCAGUUAGCCCCAGAAGGUCUUUGGGAGGUAUCAAAAUCCCCACCAAUCGUUAUCGGGAUGGCUCAAUGACAGGUUUCCCAAAGAUUCUCUCGAGAUCCUGUACAAGCGACUGGUUGACGCCGCUCGGCCUAUCUAGCGAACCCAGUACGCCACAACAGAGAGAGAUUAUACCCGACCUUUACGCUCGUGGUGUAGACGCACAUUGCGGGGUUAAUGUUUCUAGGCCUCUAGAAAUACUCGAAGAAUCACCGCGUCAAACUCCAGUUCCGCCUACCGAUACCCCUUUUCAAGAAUCCAUGCUACAAUGGCCAGGGAAACUGGAUGAAAAGCCCGAGAAAUUUAGUAGGAAGACGGGACGUGCAAUCGGUGCAUCUUCACACCGCCGAAAGAGCAGCUUUGAGCCCCCUGGAUUUUGGGCCUCCAGUACGAGCCAUGAUCUUUUAGAUAAACUGCGCCGCUACAGUUUCAUGCCAUUGUUGGAUCAGACACCAGAGAGCUCUCGCAAGGUUCUGCCUCUUCCACGAGUGUGGGAUGAACUACCACCGCGAGAAGGAGGUAGGAGGCAGUCAUCCAAAGCGCUGCUACAAGAGAUGCUGAACGGUAAACCGGCUUCAAAACCGGCUUCAAACAAAUCGUCGCGGAAAUCGUCCCGGUCCGGGACCCGACGGCAGAGGAAGAAGACUGGUUCGUCGGCGACGCAGAAAAGGCAAAGUGUUGGGCGCGGUCGCGUGUCAUGCUCGGAAGAUCAGACACCGCAUAUAUGUAUGGACGAACAGCUGACACCCUUUUCAGGGUCGGAAACAGCAUGGUUCGAGUGA